AUGUUCAAUCAACUGAGUCUCCUCACGGUCUCCGGCCUCGCCGCCGUCGCCUCCGCCGAAGGCUUCGCCAAGGUCACUAACCAGUGCGACUUCGAGGUCACUCUGUGGUCCGUUGGCAAAGACGUGUCAAACGGGCACACCUUAAGGCAAGGCGACGCCUACCAGGAGCCCUUCGCCGUCGACCCGAAGACUGGGGGCCGUACGCUCAAGGUCACCCGCGAUCGUGACGGGCUCUACACCGGCAGGCCCCAGACAAACUUCGCGUACAGCCUGCAGCAGACCAACAUCUGGUACGACCUCAGCGACGUCUUCGGUGACUCCUUUGCCGGCAAGAAGCUGCGCCUCGCCAGCGACGACGCCGACUGCCCGGCGAUCGAGUGGGACAACGGUACGAGUCCGGGCGGGAGCCAGACGCACAUCUGCCACUCGGACGUUUCCGUUGUCCUGAUUCUCUGUGCUUAA
Messenger RNA from Cordyceps fumosorosea ARSEF 2679, 462 nucleotides. RefSeq names its product BYS1 domain-containing protein. NCBI's taxonomy places the organism in Eukaryota, Fungi, Ascomycota, Sordariomycetes, Hypocreales, Cordycipitaceae. The coding region runs from base 1 to 462 and encodes 153 amino acids. The record is from RefSeq and is a predicted model, not a curated record. The transcript has a single exon.